AUGGAGAAUAUGAUGAGCAAGCUUCGGAAUUUGGACGCCUACCCCAAAAUCAAUGAAGAUUUCUACAGUCGCACGCUCUCUGGUGGCGUCAUCACUCUCGCCUCCUCCAUUGUCAUGCUCUUGCUCUUCCUCUCCGAGCUUCGGUUAUAUCUUCAUGCGGUAACGGAAACAAGGCUUGUGGUAGAUACUUCAAGAGGAGAAACACUACGUAUCAAUUUUGAUGUAACCUUUUCUGCCCUUCCUUGUUCUAUACUAAGUCUUGAUGCCAUGGAUAUCAGUGGCGAGCAGCAUUUGGAUGUAAAGCAUGACAUAAUUAAAAAAAGAUUAGACUCCCAUGGAAAUGUUAUAGAAUCAAGGCCAGAUGGAAUUGGUGCACCCAAGAUUGAGAAGCCCUUACAGAGACAUGGUGGCAGGCUUGAGCACAACGAGACAUACUGUGGUUCCUGUUAUGGUGCAGAAGCGGCUGAUGAGGAUUGUUGUAAUUCCUGUGAAGACGUCCGUGAAGCUUACCGAAAGAAAGGUUGGGCAAUUUCAAAUCCAGAUGUGAUUGAUCAGUGCAAAAGAGAAGGUUUUUUGCAAAGAAUUAAAGAUGAAGAAGGUGAAGGAUGCAAUAUAUAUGGAUUCUUAGAAGUCAACAAGGUAGCUGGGAACUUCCAUUUUGCACCUGGGAAAAGCUUUCAACAAUCAAAUGUUCAUGUGCAUGAUCUGCUGGCAUUUCAAAAGGAUAGUUUCAAUAUUAGUCACACGAUCAACAGAUUGUCUUUUGGAGACUAUUUCCCUGGUGUUGUAAAUCCUCUUGAUGGCGUGCACUGGGCACAAGCAACACCAAGUGGAAUGUAUCAAUAUUUUAUCAAGGUUGUACCUACUGUGUAUACAGACGUGAGUGGACACACUAUCCAAUCAAAUCAGUUCUCUGUGACUGAACAUUUUAGGGGUACAGAAGUAGGCAACCUUCAGUACCUUCCUGGAGUUUUUUUCUUCUAUGAUCUUUCUCCAAUAAAGGUAACUUUCACAGAGGAGCAUAUUUCAUUCUUGCACUUCCUGACAAACGUUUGUGCCAUAGUAGGAGCUGCUGCUCUAUUUGUUGGUCUGCCAGUCAAUGGCUUUGGGGACAAAAUCAAAUCUAGGGAUGAGGAAGCAUGUAAUGCGCUCAUCAUAUGGGUUGGGCAGGGCAUCGUUUAA
This is a messenger RNA of Prunus armeniaca (apricot), 1182 nucleotides long. Lineage: Eukaryota; Viridiplantae; Streptophyta; Magnoliopsida; Rosales; Rosaceae. The record is from the annotation of a GenBank genome assembly.